This is a messenger RNA of Guillardia theta CCMP2712, 762 nucleotides long. RefSeq lists its product as hypothetical. The transcript is spliced from 3 exons. The annotation marks the transcript as partial. The record is from RefSeq and is a predicted model, not a curated record. Lineage: Eukaryota; Cryptophyceae; Pyrenomonadales; Geminigeraceae.
AUUGCCAUUGAUAAAGAUGAAACGUAUGCUUAUUUCACUUGUCAUGACAGACAUGUGAUAAAGAGAUUGGAUCUUACAACAUUGGCAGUCACAAAUUUUAUUGGUCUUGAUGGCACAUCGGGGAAUGUUAAUGGAUUUGGAGCAUCAGUAAGAUUCCGUAAUCCAGCAAUCCUUUUGUUUUCCCCUAGUUACAAUUAUUUGAUUGUGACUGAUGCCAGCAACAAUCUUAUCAAGACUAUCCGCAUUUCGGAUCUGUAUGUCAGCGUGUUGAUAGGAACCGGCACUGCAACAAACGUGGAUAAUUUCAAUGCACUUUCGACCACUUUAACCAAUCCAAAAUCACUUGCAUUUUCUGAGGAUUUUACCAAGCUGUAUUUCUCUACGGUGUACUGCCUUGUUGCGGACAGCGGGAACCAUGCGAUACGGAAGGUGGAUAUUGUCAGCGGUUACAUGAGCACGCUGGCAGGGAGUGGGACUGCCGGGUAUAACGAUGCGGUUGGAGUACUUGCUCAAUUCAACAAACCCGUAGAUGUUACUCUCGAUUGGACCGAGUCAUAUGCCUACGUAUCCGACUACAACAACAACUGCAUCCGACGUAUUGACCUGACGACGGCGGCGGCGGACUGGACUACCCCGACUCCCACCCUGAGCGUGCUAGCGGGGGAUGGGACGAACGGCCUGGUCGACAAUGUCAAUGGGGCAGCGGCGAAGUUCUACAACCCUACGGGGGUGGCGGUGGACUUUGCCGGGCAGUCCCUCCUC